This is a messenger RNA of Odontomachus brunneus, 1829 nucleotides long. RefSeq lists its product as uncharacterized. The coding region runs from base 166 to 1029 and encodes 287 amino acids. NCBI's taxonomy places the organism in Eukaryota, Metazoa, Arthropoda, Insecta, Hymenoptera, Formicidae. The transcript is spliced from 7 exons. The record is from RefSeq and is a predicted model, not a curated record.
UUCAGAUCAAUGUUGAAGUUUGUCCAUACUACGUUAAAAGCAACAUAUUUGAAAAUGUUAUUGAAUAACAUUGUAAUAACAUUGCUAUAAUUUUUUGUUUAUUAUAUAAUUUUUAAUAAAUUCGAACGCAAGAAUUAUAACAGAAUUAUAAAUAAGAGUUACGUAAUGAAAUUGAAAGGCUAUUUCAGCGUCGCGAUAAGCUUCACAAUGAAAGUCCUAUUCAAAAAGUCGAGAAUCAACGCAUAUUCACCGCAAAGUAUUGAAAUAUAUGACCAGUCGUGUCAUAUCAAACCGAACAUUGCAAAAAACGAUAAAUUCCUCUACAAGGAACAGCAAAUAAUUAACGAAAGGCAAAUAUUGCAAGAACAGCGAUCUGAAGGAAAUAAGCCGAGAAUGAGCAAUGAAAACAGUCAAGCUACCAUUACUAACCAGCCAGCAAGGCACCGGUGUUACGAUUUCUUGUUAAGUUGCUGCAAAAAUCAAAGCUCGUUGGAAAACGAAACGAUGUCGGUAGAAGAGUCAAACUGCGUAUGUUGUCCUUCUUUUUUUCCAUUGUUAAAAUUCUAUCAAGAACGUAGCAAAACAAUAGAGACUCUCUGGAAAAUUAUACUGUAUCAGGUCAUCUCGCCGAUACCCGAAUCCAAACCUUCAGUCUCAGGAUGCAGCAUGAAUGACGCAGAAUUCAGUUUGGAAAAACUACAAACGCUCGGCGAGAAAUCGCUCAAUGAACUGUUACGAAUAAAUAUAGAGACUCUAAUAACUUGUUAUUCCUGCAUGACAAGAAAAGAAUCUCCGACGCAAAAAUCGUACGAUGCAAAGAUACGUCUAAUAAAUAUGCAGCAGUUGAUUAUACACAAAAUAGAUGUGCAAUUCAGGAAACUGAAGCAUUGGAAGGAUACAGACCCUUACGUGCAACAUUACACUAGUUCUGCGUUCAAGAAGGAAUUGCAAUCACUCAAUUUGGAGAUAUUAUCUCCACUCGCCGUUGCAAGUAACCCCAGCUUCUUUUAUAAUUCCGACUCAGAAUAAAGUUGCUUGAGACUAAUCAUUGCGAAUCUCAAUAAUAGUUUCUCAAUGCAGCGUAUUCAUUCAGACGUUUAUUGCAUAUUUCUAAACAACGAGAAAUUUUCAAUGCUUUGCGGGAGAGAAUAAACGUCGAUGGUAUUUGAUCCAAGAAAAAUCGCUUACUCAAUGCCUGGAUAUUCAGACAAAAAGCCGUUUACGUCUCAUUUGUAGCGCAAGAAACACGUAUUGACUAUUUUUAUAUUGUUAAAACAUAAAUUAUCUCAUACUUGCAUUAUUUAUUAUAAAUGACAUUAUUAUUAUUACUCUUAUUAUUAUAUAUUAAUAUUAUAUAUUAUUAUAUAUAUAUAUUAAUAUAACAUUAAUAUAUUUAGUAUAAUAUUAUUAUAUUUAAUAUUAUAUUUUUUGAAUGUGCCUACUUUAGAAUUGCUUCCAGAUGUGCAUAUCUACAUUAUCAUUUGUAACCCAGUCUGCAGAUGAUAAUGUAUUACCAUGAUAAUCUUUCUUUGGAAAUCCUGAAGAAAAUUUAACAAUUUUGGACAGAUAACCAUUGAAAAUGAUUAUCUUCAAGUGAUUGCCUGCGCGUUUGUCAGCAAAAAGUUCUCUUAAAAAGCAUAACUUUUCUGAUUUUUAAACAUUACGCAUUGUACAAUCUAUUCCGUUAAUCUUGACGGAUAAUCAUUUGUAAUCUGUAAUUUUGACUGAGAAUAACCACAAUACAUGAUCAGAACGUUCGAAAUAAUUUGUUAGUUAAAAUAAUUUGUAUCUGCGUGUACAAUGAAUAAAUAUAUACUAAUUUUUUAAAA